AUGAAUGGCUUCUGUCUGGUAACGCCAGCCUCUCGAGGGCUGGGCUUUGCCUUUGCCAAACACAUCUUGACGCAUUCCAAUCUCCCCGUCGUAGCCACUGCCCGCCACAACUGCGAUGCUGUGCGCGAUCAACUGCUGGAGGGAAUCGACGACAAGGAGCGACUGCAUGUCCUGCCUGUCGAUGUAACAGAUGAAUCAACCAUUGCCAACAUGGCCACUCACCUCCGCAACACCUAUCCCUCCACCCCCCUCCGUCUCGUCCUCACCGUCCCCGGCAUUCUACACGUCGAGAAAUCGCCGUCUCAAAUCGACGCCCAGAACGCCCUGCACAGCUUCCAAGUCAACACUCUCGGCCCAAUGCUGCUCCUCAAACAUCUCACGCCCUUUCUGCCAACUAAAUCCUCACCCCCAUUCACCCCCGACCAAGGGCUGAAUCUCCCCUCCCACGCCAUCUACGCCAUGAUGGCCGCCCGCGUGGGUUCUAUCUCCGACAAUGCCACGGGCGGAUGGUACUCAUAUCGCGCGAGUAAAGCAGGCGUGUUCCAGCUAGCCAAAACGCUGGAUUUGUAUCUCAAGACGAGGAGUGGGAAGAGGGCUGUGGCGGUCGCGACGCAUCCCGGCACGGUGAAGACGGAGUUUACGAGGGAUUAUUGGGGGAGGGAGAUGUUGAGUGCGGACGAAGCGGCGGGGAGGUUGAUAAAUGUGUUGUCUACGUCGAUGGAGGGAAGGGGGAGAUGUUGGGAUUGGAGGGGGGAUGAAGUCUUUCCUUGA
Messenger RNA from Aspergillus wentii DTO 134E9, 771 nucleotides. RefSeq lists its product as uncharacterized. Bases 1 to 771 code for a protein of 256 amino acids. NCBI's taxonomy places the organism in Eukaryota, Fungi, Ascomycota, Eurotiomycetes, Eurotiales, Aspergillaceae. The record is from RefSeq and is a predicted model, not a curated record. The transcript is spliced from 2 exons.